CAUCGGCCAGUAGCUCGUCUAACGUUGCUCCGUGAGCACGGAUUUCGGUGAACCGGUUAAGCAAGGAUCGUCUGGAGGAAGUGAAACAAAGUCAUUGAAUGAACUUGGAAGUGGAGUUUCAUUCUCGGUCGGCUAAAAUUGAGUCUGAUUACCGUCACUUGACCUACGCUGCUAGGGCAACGACGAUAUCGUUUACUUCCUCGAGACUUUACGAUGAUUUUGCGGGGAAAGUAUAACGACCACUCAGUCGCUACCGGUUGUGCGUGUUAAUUGCCUGUCGCGAACUAUGACCCAGAUCGGUUGGAAUUUUGUUUUGCCCGUGUCUAUGCUGGUCGCAAACGCGACCGUGGGUAACGUCACGUACGACAAGUUGAUCGGCGAAACGAUAAGGAUCCUCCAAUGCUGCACGAUUUUCAACCGUCACAACGCCCUCCUGUUAGCCGGGGAGUACGAAGACUUCCUUCAGCGAUCGUUGCUCGAUGGUCUACAGAUCGCUCUGGUCUCCGAGACGCAGACGUCCACGUCAGAACUGUUCGCCCUGAGCAGAUACUCGUUCACGGAGUACAAUCGGUACACCUCCUUGCAUCUGCUCCGCAAGUUGGAUCAUUUCGUGGUGAUCGCGUCUUCGCAGCCGAUGCUCAGAUUGCUGCUGCAGAGGAUAAAGGAUUCUAGCUGGGGCAACUUCAAUGGGUUCCAUAUCCUGAUAGACAGGAGGACCGAGGAACGCGGCUGUGCGAACGCUCAUACGUUCCUGUGGACAGCCUGGGAAUACGACAGACUUUCCACGAUAUUCCUGUGCAUCGAUCCCAUUCACGGACUCGUCCUCUAUACCUAUAAUCCCUAUUCGAGCAUGGCGCCGAGAGCUUGGAAGCAAGCUGGGUACUAUGAAGGACGCAGUGGGCAUCCCUGGCUAUUAUUGAGAAGGAAAUACAGAAAUGGUUCGAGGAUGUGCAAGGACUUGAUGUUCGAUAAGACGAGGGACCUGAACGGUUAUGAAAUCCGACUGAACGCCAUAUCCUUCGAGCCCCAUCUCCACAUAGACGAAAGUAAGUCCGGCUUGGAGAAGUUCACCGGCGACAACAGCGAAAUCCUGAAGAUGGUGUUCAAGAAGUUGAACGCUAGCAUGAACGUACUGGUGUAUAGAGGCACGGUGUACCGUCUCGGGGGCAUCGACAAACACGGCAUCAUGGUGGGAAUGCUGGCCGACGUGGCUAGUGGCGAGGUGGACAUGGGAAUGAACGCGAGAGGCCUGUACAGCUUGUGGAAGAUCGAACACACGUAUCCUCACGGGGAAGAGGGUUUCUGCGUGAUAACACAGAGGGCAGGAGAAAAGUCAGAGUUCAUCAAGUUCUUGACCUUCCACUCGCCCUUCGUGAGCCUGGGGUGCGCCAUCGUGUUCGUGAUCAGCCUCUGCAUCCUCGCGAAAUACCAGGGAUUUUUCCCAGCGUGCUUGAACAUGACGCGUUUCGUUACCUCGGUGUCCAUGUAUAAACUACCCAAAGCCAGUUCCUGCAGAAUUUUCUUCACUUCUGUGUUCAUAUUGUACUUCGUAGUAAACGCCCUGGUCCUCAGCCACUGGGCCUCGAUACUCAGCAUUCCUGUUUCCCUGCCGAAUAUCAGGACCGCGGAGGAUCUGAGGAAAUCUGGCUACCAGAUCUACGGCUCGAUGUUCCACGAGCAGAUGCUUCGGGAUGCCGAGUUACGGUCGCGUUUCCACGAGACCACCUACCACAGCUGCAGGCAGCAAGUGCUAAGAUCGCGAAGAGCCGCGUGUAUAGACGAUUGUCUCCACCAGUACGUGAGGAUCGAGAACGAGCCUCUGUAUCGAUCUCGCAGGAUACAGCGGACCCAGCAGGUCUACGUGACCAGGAAGGACUGGCCGCUACUGAGACCAGUGACGAAAAUAAUUCGUCACGCGAUGGAGUCUGGAUUAAUAACCAUGUGGAGGAGUCUGAACACGAGAAGGAUCUACGAGGCAUGGAAGAAGAGACGAAUGAAUCGGAAGAAGAGCUUCAGGAUAUUGACCAUCAAACAGAUCACGUUCAGCUUCUACAUUCUCGUGAUUGGCCAGGUUUGCGCCAUUGUGACUUUCGUUGCGGAGGUCAUCGUUGGAAGAUAUCGUGCUCGCAGAUCGAGGAGAUAG
This is a messenger RNA of Eufriesea mexicana, 2143 nucleotides long. RefSeq lists its product as uncharacterized. The record is from RefSeq and is a predicted model, not a curated record. Lineage: Eukaryota; Metazoa; Arthropoda; Insecta; Hymenoptera; Apidae. The coding region runs from base 287 to 2143 and encodes 618 amino acids. The transcript is spliced from 5 exons.